GCAAUUGCUAUAUAACCACCAUGUUCAGCCCACGCGCAGCAUUACGGCCCCAAUCCCGCGUCCUCAGCGCACCAACGCGCCCAAUAUCCCGAAUCCCCAGCUCCCCCACCCCUCUCCCGCGAUAUACCAGCACCAUCGCCUACGCGAACGUACCCUCCAAACGCUCAAUAUGGCUGCGCCGUCUAGUCUAUGCCACAAUAUUCGGCGGGCUAGGUAUGCUCGCGGGACAGCGGAUUGAAGAGAAAGUAGCCGCACCGCCGGUGCCGGGGUCACUGGAGGAUAAAAUUGUCAUGGAGGAAUUGCUCCGGAUAUAUGAGAAGGCUACUCCGAUUGUUAUGGAGUUAAGGAGUAAUCCGGAUUAUGAGGAGUCGAAUGUUUACCAGAACUAUUCGGAGGAGGAGAAUAAGCAUCGGUUGACGGCGGGGCCAUUGAGGGGGAGUAGGGGGUUGGCGCUGCAGAAAGUAUUCUAUAACCGCAAAGAGCAAGAAUCCAUCAGCGUCGUCUUCCUAGGCGAAGGCACUGAAGGCUGGCCCACAAUCACUCAUGGCGGCGCCCUCGCAACCGUCAUCGACGAAAACCUAGGCCGCGUGGCACUACGCAGCUUCCCCGGGAAAACCGGCGUCACUGCAAACUUGCAGCUCAAUUACCGCGCCCCCGUGUACUCGGGUCAUUUUUACACUUUCCAUUCGAGACUGGAUCGGGAGAGGACUACGGAGAGGAAGGCUUAUGUUACGGGGGAGGUUAGGGAUCCGUUGGGUGGACUUUGUGUUGAGGCGAGUGCGCUUUUUGUUGUGCCAAAGAAGUUGAAGCUUAAGGAGCUUGGGGAGGAGUAUUGAUGUUGGGUUGUGGUUGAUUCAUCGCUAUGCUGGUAUACCCAAUAUUUCGCUUCAUGGGUGGAGGGCGGGUAUCGUCCGAUUUGAUCUUGUUUCUCAGGGCGCAGAACUACCGGAAAUAUGCUCUUAACGCACUUGGGGCUUUUUACUAUCUUCUUUAUACAUAAUUCAGAACUAUAGGCCAUUAGGGUGCAUUGAUACUGCUGAUAUCACCGCAUGAAAAGUUCAAAGCAUACAUAUUAGGACGAAGAACAAAGAUUAUCAUAUUUGCAA
Molecule: messenger RNA, 1106 nt
Organism: Aspergillus ruber CBS 135680
Lineage: Eukaryota; Fungi; Ascomycota; Eurotiomycetes; Eurotiales; Aspergillaceae
Product: PaaI family thioesterase
Exons: 2
Coding region: 21-836 (271 amino acids)
Source: RefSeq, a predicted model, not a curated record